Molecule: messenger RNA, 842 nt
Organism: Strigops habroptila (Kakapo)
Lineage: Eukaryota; Metazoa; Chordata; Aves; Psittaciformes; Psittacidae
Gene: TTR
Product: transthyretin
Exons: 4
Coding region: 218-670 (150 amino acids)
Biological process (GO): purine nucleobase metabolic process
Molecular function (GO): thyroid hormone binding
Source: RefSeq, a predicted model, not a curated record
UAGUGAUCCUGCAGUCCUUCCAUUGACUGUAAUGGCAGUGCUAUUCAUGGACUGACUCUAGGAUUGGACUGUUUACUAAGCAAAUAAUCAGAAUCAGCAAAUUUGGAGUCAUAUGGGCACCCAAUAAGCAGCCUGUUUUGUUGUCGGAUUUGCUAUAAAAUCCCAAAUCCCCACAGCUCCUGGCUGCUGGCACCAGGGCUCACUAACAGCAAACAGGAUGGCCUUUCACUCUGUGCUCUUUGUUUUCUUAGCUGGACUGGUAUUUCUCUCCGAAGCCGCACCACUGGUGUCCCAUGGCUCUGUUGACUCCAAAUGCCCUCUCAUGGUGAAAGUGCUGGAUGCAGUCAGAGGAAGUCCUGCAGCUAACGUAGCUGUUAAAGUCUUUAAAAAGGCUGCAGAUGGAAGCUGGCAAGACUUUGCUACUGGGAAAACCACAGAGUAUGGGGAGAUCCAUGAGCUCACAACAGAAGAACAGUUUGUAGAAGGAAUAUACAGGGUUGAGUUUGACACCAGCUCUUAUUGGAAGGGACUUGGUCUUUCUCCAUUCCAUGAAUAUGCUGAUGUGGUGUUCACUGCUAAUGAUUCCGGUCACCGCCACUAUACCAUUGCCGCUCUCCUCAGUCCUUUCUCUUAUUCAACCACUGCUGUUGUCACUGAUCCCAAGGAAUAAACAUGUACUGUCGUUACACGAACGCCCUCCUCCUCUAGAACUAUCGUAGGCUUUUAGAAGGAAGGUUUUUCCUACUGCUAAUGCAUGACUUUUUGCUACAUUAGGGUUUUUUUCCAUUUUGUAACCUGGCAAACUUCAGACAAGUCAAUAAAAUGUUACUUCUUUAAAACAA